ACAGCCUUCGUUCUCUUUCACUCCCGCCAUUCCCUCCCUGCCCUUCAAACUCGAGAAGCAAUUUUUUUUUUAAUUUCAAAAAUCAACCAAAACCAUCUUCUCCAAACUAAUCAAGCAAAAAAGAAACUCCAUCUCUGGAGGAUCGUCCGAGUCCGUUCAUGUCCGUGGCUGCCUGCCCUCCGUCGUCGGAGCAGAGCAGGCAGCACGCGUACGUACAGGCCGCAGCCAUCAUGGGCCAAUGCUGCUCCAAGGGCGCCGGGGCGGCGGCCGAUGACGCGGCGGCGCCAGACGCAAAGGCGGAGGCGCCGAGCCGCGCCGCGUCGAACGGUGGCCAGGAGCGGCCGUCGGCGUCGUCGUCGGCGGCACCUGCUGCUGGUACCAAUAACAAGCAGGCGGUGGCGGCGUCGCCGUCCGGCGGCAGGGCCAGCACGGGCACGAGCAGCAGCAAGCCACCGGGCCCCCUUGGCGCGGUGCUGGGGCGGCCCAUGGAGGACGUGCGCGCGGCCUACUCCAUGGGCAAGGAGCUCGGGCGCGGGCAGUUCGGCGUGACGCACCUGUGCACGCACAAGGCGAGCGGCGAGAAGCUGGCGUGCAAGACGAUCGCGAAGCGGAAGCUGGCGACCAAGGAGGACGUGGAGGACGUCCGGCGGGAGGUGCAGAUCAUGCACCACCUCUCCGGCCAGCCCAACGUGGUGAGCCUCCGGGGCGCCUACGAGGACAAGCACAACGUGCACCUGGUCAUGGAGCUCUGCGCCGGCGGCGAGCUCUUCGACCGCAUCAUCGCCAAAGGGCAGUACACGGAGCGCGCCGCCGCGUCGCUGCUGCGCACCAUCGUGCAGAUCGUGCACACCUGCCACGCCAUGGGGGUGAUGCACAGGGACAUCAAGCCCGAGAACUUCCUGCUCCAGAGCAAGGCCGAGGACGCGCCGCUCAAGGCCACCGACUUCGGCCUCUCCGUCUUCUUCAAGGAAGGGGAGGUGCUGCGGGACAUCGUCGGCAGCGCAUACUACAUCGCGCCGGAGGUGCUCAAGAGGAGGUACGGACCGGAGGCCGACAUCUGGAGCGUCGGCGUCAUGCUCUACAUCUUCCUCGCCGGCGUGCCUCCAUUCUGGGCAGAGAAUGAGAACGGCAUCUUCACCGCCAUCCUGCGCGGGCAGCUUGACCUCUCCAGCGAGCCAUGGCCGCACAUUUCACCGGGAGCCAAGGAUCUCGUCAGGAAGAUGCUCCACAUCAACCCCAAGGAGCGACUAACCGCGUUCCAGGUCCUCAAUCACCCAUGGAUCAAAGAAGACGGGGAUGCACCUGAUACACCACUUGACAAUGUUGUCCUCAACAGGCUCAAGCAGUUCAGGGCCAUGAACCAGUUCAAGAAAGCAGCGCUGAGGAUCAUAGCUGGCUGCCUGUCUGAAGAGGAGAUCACUGGGCUCAAGGAGAUGUUCAAGAACAUCGACAAAGAUAACAGCGGGACCAUUACGCUUGAAGAGCUCAAAAACGGGUUGGCAAAGCAUGGACCCAAGCUAUCAGACGGUGAACUUCAGCAGCUGAUGGAAGCAGCUGAUGCUGAUGGCAACGGGUUAAUUGACUACGACGAGUUCGUCACCGCGACAGUGCACAUGAACAAAUUGGAUAGAGAGGAGCACCUUUACACAGCGUUUCAGUAUUUUGACAAGGACAACAGCGGGUACAUUACGAGAGAAGAGCUUGAGCAAGCCUUGAAGGAGCAAGGAUUGUAUGACGCCGAGAAAAUCAAAGAGGUCAUCUCAGAUGCCGACUCUGACAACGAUGGAAGGAUAGAUUAUUCAGAGUUUGUGGCGAUGAUGAGGAAAGGGACCGCUGGUGCUGAGGCAAUGAACAAGAAGAGGCGAGACAUAGUCCUAGAGUGAAGCAGCAAGUGUGUAGUGUGUAUAGCGCUCAAACAACAUGCAAGUUUUCACAACUGUACACUAAUGCAAUGGAAUUACUUUUGUGAUCAGUUGAUGGAUGGCACGGUUGUGUACGAUGUGCUAUUGAUAGCUGGUUUUGAAAGAAACUGAUAAGGAAAUGGACGAUUACAUGAUGCAUGCUA
This is a messenger RNA of Sorghum bicolor (sorghum), 2065 nucleotides long. RefSeq names its product calcium-dependent protein kinase 25. Bases 159 to 1883 code for a protein of 574 amino acids. Gene Ontology annotation, biological process: protein autophosphorylation; peptidyl-serine phosphorylation; intracellular signal transduction. Gene Ontology annotation, cellular component: nucleus; cytoplasm. The transcript has 7 exons. Gene Ontology annotation, molecular function: calcium ion binding; ATP binding; calcium/calmodulin-dependent protein kinase activity. The record is from RefSeq and is a predicted model, not a curated record. Lineage: Eukaryota; Viridiplantae; Streptophyta; Magnoliopsida; Poales; Poaceae.